This is a messenger RNA of Chaetomium strumarium, 1431 nucleotides long. Its product is annotated as Gtr1/RagA G protein conserved region-domain-containing protein. The transcript has 4 exons. NCBI's taxonomy places the organism in Eukaryota, Fungi, Ascomycota, Sordariomycetes, Sordariales, Chaetomiaceae. The record is from RefSeq and is a predicted model, not a curated record. Gene Ontology annotation, biological process: negative regulation of autophagy; cellular response to starvation. Gene Ontology annotation, cellular component: Gtr1-Gtr2 GTPase complex; nucleus; fungal-type vacuole membrane. Bases 171 to 1277 code for a protein of 368 amino acids. Gene Ontology annotation, molecular function: GTPase activity; GTP binding.
CUGUCCCUGGGCCUGCUUGGGAAGGGUCUGUUGACACCGGUCUCUCCUUGUCGGGAAUCUGGGUUGUCUGGGGGAGGAGACACGACACGCACGUUCCCGGCCGUUGAGAGAGCGUUGCUUUGGGCUCCGAGAGCCCGCGGGGACCUACGGUCGCUCCGUGUUGCACAAAAAUGGAGAAUCGGCAACGGUUACAAAAGAAGGAUGGCUCCAAGGUGCCUGACCCCACGACGCCUCAGACGAAGGGGAAGCCGAGGCUCUUGUUGAUGGGCCAGAGGAGAAGCGGCAAGUCGUCUAUAUCCAGCGUUGUAUUCCAUAAGCUGCCUCCGAGCGAAACCCUGUUUCUCGAGUCAACGGCCCGGAUCCAGAAGGACAGCUUAAACUCUUUUAUGGAAUUCCAGGUGUGGGACUUCCCGGGGCAGAUCGACAUCUUCGACAACCCAAACUUUACGUUCGACAUGGAUGCCAUCUUUGGGGAGAUUGGCGCGCUGAUAUGGGUCAUUGACGCGCAAGACGACUACCUCGAGGCUGUCGCGCGGCUCAACUCGACCAUCCUGCACCUUUACCGUAGCUACCCGCAUAUCAACAUUGAGGUCUUCAUUCACAAGGUCGACGGCCUCAGCGACGACUACCGGCUCGACAUCCAGCGCGACGUGACCAUCCGCAUACAGGACGAGCUCUCAGACCAGGGUGUCGAGAACGCACCCGUCAAUUUCCACCUAACCUCCAUCUACAACCACAGCAUCUUCGAGGCCUUCAGCAAAGUCAUACAAAAGCUGAUCCCGCGCCUCGGCCAGCUCGAGGCCAUGCUCACCAACCUGUGCCGCACCUGCCGCUUUGAGAAGGCCUACCUAUUCGAUGUGAAUACCAAGAUCUACAUCGCGACCGACAACACGCCCGAGGACAUGGCCAGCUACGAGAUCUGCUCCGACUACGUCGACGUCAUCAUAGAUUUUACGGAGGUCUAUGGCUCCUGGCCGCGGUCGCAGCAGUGGCGCGAGAGGCUCGAGGGCGAGCCCUGGGCGCAGCCGCUCGAGGAGCAAGUCGCCUGCGAGUGGGCCGAGAGCGGCAUGGUGCUGGCGGACGCGCGCCGGCCGAUCAUGCUGAGAGAGGUCGAUCGGUUCUUGGCCCUCGUGGCCAUCAUGAAGGAGGGGUCGUACGACAAGAUGCCGCAGAUCAACAUGAACGUGGACGUGGUCGUCAAGGGCCUGACCGAGUUCUUUGAGAUCACCAAGCCGAAGGAGGUGGUCGGUCCGGCCCAGGGACUGGCGAGUCCUUGAUUUCGCUCAGGGGGUGAAAAAUUGGGUUCGGCCUCUGGAUCGACGGGGGUCGUAUAUAUGUUUCCGUCUGGACAGACCAGAGAUACUUGUUCGAUGAAGGUGUCCUGCGACAGGCUACUAUCAACCCCCUGAAAAGGAAGAGCAGAGAUAUCAC